Messenger RNA from Sardina pilchardus (European sardine), 1802 nucleotides. RefSeq names its product NOVA alternative splicing regulator 1 (gene nova1). Gene Ontology annotation, molecular function: mRNA binding. Gene Ontology annotation, biological process: mRNA splicing, via spliceosome; regulation of alternative mRNA splicing, via spliceosome. The record is from RefSeq and is a predicted model, not a curated record. The coding region runs from base 125 to 1675 and encodes 516 amino acids. The transcript has 5 exons. Gene Ontology annotation, cellular component: nucleus; cytoplasm. Lineage: Eukaryota; Metazoa; Chordata; Actinopteri; Clupeiformes; Clupeidae.
UUACGACAUCACAAAGUCGAGACAGAAUCUAACCAUUUCAGCCGCGUCUUUGAUUCACGGAUCGAGUGCUUUUUGUCGCCGGUGGUUGUGGAAGAACACGAUCUGAACUCCAGCCGUUGUGAAAAUGAUGGCUGGUGGAGCUGUUCAACAUAACGGGAUAUUCACGAAUCCUCACCACCUCAGUCAGCCGCCCCACAUGGAGUCGGAUCCUCCUGAUUCCCGAAAAAGACCACUAGAAACUACCACGGAGGAGGAGAGCAGCACCAAGCGCACGAAUGUAGCGGGCGAAAAAGCAAAUAGGAGCCGCAUUCACAAACCUCCAUUUAUUUAUUUAUUUGUUUGUUUUGCAGAGGAGGGCGAGUACUUCUUGAAAGUGCUGAUCCCCAGCUAUGCAGCCGGAUCCAUCAUCGGCAAGGGAGGCCAGACCAUCGUCCAGCUGCAGAAAGAGACAGGGGCCACUAUCAAGCUGUCCAAAUCCAAAGACUUCUACCCAGGCACAACAGAGCGCGUCUGUCUGAUCCAGGGGACGGUCGAGGCCCUGAAUGGAGUGCACAACUUCAUCGCCGAGAAGGUGAGAGAGAUGCCCCAGAAUGCACAGAAGCCAGAGCCUGUCAGCAUCCUGCAGCCCCAGACCACCGUCAACCCAGACCGCGUCAAACAGGCCAAACUGAUUGUGCCUAACAGCACCGCGGGGCUGAUCAUCGGUAAGGGUGGCGCCACCGUGAAGGCCGUGAUGGAGCAGUCCGGCGCCUGGGUGCAGCUCUCCCAGAAGCCCGAGGGCAUCAACCUGCAGGAGCGCGUGGUGACGGUCAGCGGCGAGCCGGAGCAGAACCGCAAGGCGGUGGAGAUCAUCGUCCAGAAGAUCCAGGAGGACCCGCAGAGCAGCAGCUGCCUGAACAUCAGCUACUCCAACGUGACGGGCCCCGUGGCCAACUCCAACCCCACCGGCUCCCCGUACGCCAACACGGCCGACGUGCUGCCCAACGCCGCCGCCGCCGCCACUGCCUCCACGCUCCUGGGCCAGGCCAGCCUGGCCAGCAUGGGCGGCUUCCCCACGGCCAUGUCCAGCUUCUCCGGCAACGACCUGCUGGCCAUCACCUCGGCCCUGAACACGCUGGCCAGCUACGGCUACAACACCAACACCCUGGGCCUCGGCCUCAACCCCGCCGCCGCGUCCGGCGUCCUGGCAGCGGUAGCCGCCAGCGCUAACCCGGCCGCCGCCGCGGCCGCUAACCUGCUAGCCUCCUACGCCAGCGAGGCCUCAGGCGGCGGCCACCCCGCACCCACCCUGGGGGGCUUCUCGCUGGGCUCUCUGGCCGCCGCCACCGGGGCGUCCAACGGCUACCUGAAUGCGUCCUCCCCCCUGGUGGCGUCGUCCCUGCUGGGCACCGAGAAGCUCACGGAGGGCGGCAAGGAAGUGGUGGAGAUCGCCGUGCCGGAGAACCUAGUCGGCGCCAUCCUGGGCAAAGGGGGCAAGACACUGGUGGAGUAUCAGGAGCUGACGGGCGCACGGAUCCAGAUCUCCAAAAAGGGGGAGUUCAUCCCCGGCACCCGCAACCGGAAAGUAACCAUCACGGGAUCGCCCGCGGCAACACAGGCCGCCCAGUAUCUCAUCAGCCAGCGAAUCACGUACGAGCAAGGCGUCCGCGCCACCAACCCACAGAAGGUGGGCUAAAGCGAGACUUGAGGAGGGGGAGGAGGACAGCCUGAAGGACACAGAGAGGAUCCAGAGUGAGACAAGUCAUUUGAUAUUAGUUCGGUGGACAGGUAUUUAAAUAUGGGGCAAUUGCAAUGGGCAAGCU